This is a messenger RNA of Guillardia theta CCMP2712, 462 nucleotides long. It is a transcript of the gene RPL22e, whose product is annotated as large subunit ribosomal protein L22e, cytoplasmic. Gene Ontology annotation, biological process: cytoplasmic translation. Gene Ontology annotation, molecular function: structural constituent of ribosome; RNA binding. Gene Ontology annotation, cellular component: ribosome. NCBI's taxonomy places the organism in Eukaryota, Cryptophyceae, Pyrenomonadales, Geminigeraceae. The coding region runs from base 14 to 406 and encodes 130 amino acids. The transcript is spliced from 6 exons. The record is from RefSeq and is a predicted model, not a curated record.
AUCCCCCUCCGCAAUGGCGCCUGUACAGAAGAAGGCACCAGUCAAGGGCAAAGGUCCUGCCUCCAAGAAGAAGCAGGGACACAAGUUUGUCAUCGACUGCACCACAGCCGAGACGGACUCCAUCCUUGACACCAGCCAGUUUGAGAAGUACCUCAAGGAGAAGAUCAAGGUCGACGGCAAAGCGGGCAACUUGGGGGACACUGUUGCAAUCAGCCGAGACAAGAGCAAGAUCGUGGUCACCGCUGAGGGCCUCUUCUCCAAGAGAUAUCUUAAAUAUCUGUCGAAGAAGUUCUUGAAGAAGCUACAGAUGAGGGAUUUCUUGCGUAUUGUGUCCACUAACAAGUCCACAUACGAGCUCAAGUAUUACAACAUCCAGGAGAAUGACGAUGAUGCUGGUGACGAAUAGAUUAUUCAAUAAACUUUGUUUUUGGUCUGAAACUGAAUGGAGAAAAUGUACCUUUG